GCCUGGCAAGGCCGGGGAUAGGCGGCCUGGGCCCGUGUUCGCCCGCCCCUGCUGCUGCCGCUGAUCGUAAUAGUAAUAACAACGUCAUCGCUUCAUGAUUAGGGGUGGCCUCUGCAGGUGUUGGGUCUGGGGCCGUUGCCAUUGCCAAGCUCGGGCCAAGUGGCCUGUGUCUGUCCCUGCUUCAUUAUUAUUAUUAUCUGAGUUGUGCAUUGGCUAUGCACACAGUGACUACAUGUUGGACAUCAUCACCAAGCUAAUGGCAAGCAUCCUAUGCCUGUCCCUGCAUUUUUAUUAUUAUGUAGUAUCAUUUUUUAUUAUCAUUAUCUAGUAUCAUUUAUCAGCAUAAUUAUUAUUUGUUGUUAUUAUUAUUAUUCUAUGAGAGUUGUGCAUUGUCUGUGCACAUGGUGAUAGAUAUCAUGGCCAAGCUAACACCAAGACGGACACUGCCCAUCCCUGCAUUAUUAUUAUUUAUUUUUUAAUUGUAUUUAGUAUAAUUUAUUAUCAGCAUUAUGUAUUAUUAUUAUUUGUUGCUAUUACUAUUAUUCUGAGAGUUGCGCGUUGCCUAUGCACAUGGUAAAUAGAUGUCAGAUAUCACCAACCUAAAGCCAAGCAUCCUAUGCCUGUCCCGCAUUAUUAUUAUUAUUUAGUAUUUAUUAUUAUUUAAUAUUUAUUACCAGUAUUUAUUAUUAUUAUUCUCUGAGAGUUGUGUAUUGUCUAUGCAUGUGGUGACUAGAUGUCAGAUAUCAUCACCAAGCUAACACCAAGACAGACUAUGCCUGUCCCUUCAUUAUUAUUUAGUAUGACUUACUAUCAUUAUUUAGUAUGAUUUAUUAUUAUCGUGAUUAGCAUUAAUAAUAACGAUAUUUUCUGAGAGAGGUAUUGCCAAUGCAGGUGCUGUCCAGAUGUCAGAUUCAUCGCCAAGCCGAUGGGUACAUGCAUCUCCUGACAGCAGCUUGCACGUCUUGCCCGCCUUCAUCCCCGCUCCUCCCCCAUAUAUUUAUACAAACAUACAUGCAUGCGCUCAGGCGCCCACACUCAACAUGAAAUUAAUUUUCUGAAGGGCUUCAGCUGCUUCCAGAGUCUUUGUUAAAAUGGAGGGAAUGCGGCCCCUCAGGAUCCUUGGUCAUUUCUGAACCCCAUCAGCAGCAUCUCUCACUGCUUUGGGGCCAAAUUGUGUUAUCUCCAUCAAGCAAGAGUGGGAGAGAGGGAGGAACCUCACACCUUUGUAUAAAUAUGGCCUCUGUUCAGAAAGUCACAGCAUGAUGUGGCUUCAGGUGACUUAUUUUGAAUGUGUAACUUAGCUGAGCUGUGCAGUGGAGCUGGAGGGUCUUCUGCUGAAGUUUUUUUUUGGUUGUUUUUUUUUUUUUAUGCCUUCUUUCCUUGAAGAAAAAGUCUCUACAGCCUAGUCCAUUUUCCAUUUCAUACCAUGGAUCUAAAUAGGAAAGCAUUUCAGUAACCUAUUCCUAAUCCUAAAAGUUGUUUUAGGGAGAUAGAUUUCAGCAUCCAUGAAAGAGCCUCCACCAAAGUUAAUGGGAUCACAUUUAUAUGACUUCAGUGUGAAGUAACUUGUCAGAUAUAGGCCUAGGUUUUGUUCUUUUUAGUUAGAGUGAAAUGGGCUGAGACCUGUUGAGUUGUCAUUUUAUAGGUGCUCACUUCUCCCAUUUUCCCUUUUGCAAAUAUUUAGUUUCUUCUGACGUUGUGGGCACUGGCCCAGAUCACCCAGAAAGGAAUGCUUCCUGCAGAGCAAGGAGCAAUCUUUUCUUUGUGCUAAUACCUCUAGGUUUAAGAGUGAAUGUGUGAUUAAAGUUUUUGUUAUUAUGAGAGGUGCUAAAUGUUGUGGCACCCUUUGUAUUCUAAACCUAAAACGCCUUUGUGACAAUAGUUUUAACAGUGUAGUGCAUUUUUUUUAAUUCCCUUAUUCCUGUAGGCUGUGACCAUGCCUCCAACACCACUAAUUCCACUUCUAUAAGGCAGCCAUGAUUAAACAAAAUUCAUGUCAUUUAUUCAGUUUUUCAUUGUAUCCAUGUUCAUCUGUGGUAUACUGUUCUUGAAUAGCUGUGGCCUCUUCAUUUCUUGUCUGAAAAUGCUUAGCGAUUGAAAGAUUAGAAUGUCUUUGGUUGUAUCAUGUGUAGCAGCACUUGAAUCUCAUUAAUUAUAAAUACUGGGUCAGAUAUGAGUUUGAGCGUGUGGAGGAGGAUGGGAUAAAGCAGGCUCCAUGUCCUUGGUUUAGUGUAUAUGCUGUCAAUCCCCAGAAGUAAAUUUAGAGAUGUGUUUGCAAAUAGAAAACUGUAACCAGUGAUAAGCACUGCUUGUGGGGGUGACAGUUACAACCUCACCUGCAUUAAAAUAUUCAGCAGCAGAGGGGCAAAGAAUAAGAUAGAAACCUCCACUCCACCAAAUGAUACCCUCAAGCUUAGUCUUAGCCUUUUUAUUAAUGGAUGAUGCUAGUGAUGCAAUACACUUCUGCAGAUCUGGGCAAUGGUAUUUGACUGUUUUUGUUCCUACAGUUAGGUACCAAACAUCUUGAUGUCUGUCCUGUCAUACCUUUUGAAAAUGGGUUCACUCUAGUAAUGAUAGAUAACCCAGUACUGAUAAGUAUAGUGUCAUAGUUUGAUCUCUAUACCUUUGAAAUUGGUAAGGAAACAUGGAGAAUUAAAAAGAAACAUGGAGAAAGUAAAUGAUUCCAUUCUAAAGACUUAUGAAGUGUUUGCUUGAUCCUUCAUUUGGUCUUGUUUUUUUGAGCAUCUGAUCUCUCUUUGUCAGUGUUAAUAUUUUGAUAUGUGUAAUCUUAAUGUAUAUUCACACAGAGCCAUGUAUAUAUAAGACUCCAAAGAGAUCCCUGAAUAGCCGAUCACGGUUACCUACCUUCAGUUCUCCUGUCAACGAUACCGAUAUACAGCAUGAAAUUUUUUGGGAUCCUCAUUCACCAAUUGCACACCAACUAGGUAAUGAAAAAAAGAAAUGUACUACCCGUAGAUGUACAGUUGAAAUUUCAGAUAUUGUUAAUCGUAUUGCUCCUCGGGAUGAAAAACCAGCCAGUUAUGAAGGAUCUCUUCUAGACACAUGGAUUGGUGAAAAUGCCAUUCCCUGCACACCUGCAGUAGCAAGGACAGCAUUAAAUGGAACAAGAGUUCUUAAAAGAAAGAAUAGUGAAGAGGAGCUUAUGAAAUUGGCUGAGGAAUUUGAUAAAAAUCUGGUUGAGCUAGAUGCAGUCCAGGACCAAGAAGUUCAUUGCCAUGAUUUUCUCCAGACUACCUCAGAGGCAGAGGCUCUACAUAAUUCUAAAGAUGAUGUACAGAUAAAAAAUCUGAAGUCAUUCCUGAAUGGAGUUCCUGAAGCAGAUGCAACUCUGUCCUUAAAACCAGUUAGAGAGAGCACUGACAUCCGUGUAAUGGAGUACUUUCAUACUAGCAGUCAGAAGUCUGUAGACCUUGAGGCUGAAUUAGCCCUUCGUGCCCUAUUUGAUUGUUCUACUCAGAAAUGCAGUGGACAAUUCAGCCAAGGCCUGUCGGGGAUUUCCUUAAAUAAUUGUUUUCAUGAGAAGAAAAGUACCCUGGAAGAAGAGAAAUGCAUUUCUCAGGAAAUGACAGAAACAAAGGGACAUGUUGGUGAAGAGAGAUGUCAAAAGCAAAACUCAACCACUAUGUUAGGAAAUGGUAACCACAUUGCAGCUCCAGAAACUAAUAUCUAUUUGCUGCCAAAGCAAAAUAUAGCUUCCUCAAAGACGGAAUCAGUGGCUUCCAGUAAACCUGCUCAAAUAGCUCAUGAUGAUUUCGAUGAGUGGGAUAGUGAUUUAUUGGCAGAUGACUCCUUCAUAAUGCAAAUUACUCAAAAUCCUGAACUGCUAAGUACAGAAAAUGCAUCACCAACUACUAAAACAUGUACAGACUCUCUUAAUGGCAUUAGUCAAGCUAAACACAAACCAAAUAGUUCUCAUUCAAUAGCUGGUAUUUCAGCCAAGUCCAGCAGUUCUCAAUAUGUGCCCCUGAAACAAUAUAGUAAAACCAUACAGGAUACUACAAAUUCAUUUCCUUUUCAGGAGCCAAGUAAUGGAACAGAAAAUUCAAAGCUACAAAAAGCCAGUUUGUAUGGGAAGCAAGAUGUUAAAGGUGAUGGAAUAAAUUAUGCUGGAAAAGGUGCUCCAAAUAGAGGUUCUGACCAUAUUCCUAUUUCAGUACAGUCUGGAGUUAAUGCAAAGGAAAGUAUUCAGUCAAAAAGUGGCUUCACUACUUAUUUUCCUGUAAAAGGAUCCUCUUCAGUCUUUGUACACUCUAAUCCACAUAGAGCACAGACUGGAAAAUAUGGAAAUAAGACACACAAUAUUUUUCAUCAAUCAUCCAAUGUUUCUACUAAUACAAAACCUAAUGAUCUAGUGAAAGUGGUUAGCCAAGCCAGUACAGGUCACCUAAACCAGGCUGAAUUGCCAAAGAAAUGUUCUGUGUCAUUUGAUGACUGGAAUGAGCCUAAGUUCUCUGAUGAAGUUUUAGAUAUGUUUUGUGAAUCUGAUAGUCUUUGGGACACAAACUGUGAGGAUGAUGAAUUAUUGUAUCAGGUGUGUGAUGAUGUGGAAAAGCAGACUCAAAGCCAACACAUUAAACAAGGAAAUGAAAGAGACAAAAUUACACAAGGAACCAAUAUUAAUUCCAGAUCUAGUGCUGAUAACAGUUUUAUAGCAUCUAAACAAGGACCGUCUGAUCACCCACUAGCAGAAAGAAUCAACAUAAAAAAGGAAACUAUUUCAUUAGACACUGCUCAUACAAACUACUCAAAGGUUACAGACAGACUGACUACAGUGGGAAACGUGAACUGUAGAAACUUGUCAAAUGUUAGAGCUUCAGUCACAGACAUUCCUACACUACCCAAGUAUACGAAUUUUCAGACUUAUAAACAAACUGCUCCUGGAACAAAUAAUGUUCCUGGAAAAUGGCUUAGGUCUAAUUCAGUGCCUGUAGGAGGAUGUGAUUCUGAAAUUGGUCCAAUUAGUACAUUGAACACACGUAUUACUGCUUUUAAUAGUAAAGGGUUGCACAGCCAAGAUCUUCCACAUAACACCGGAAAGAUACAAAAUAACAGUUGUAUUAACAAAAUGUCAAAUAAAAUGUCAGUUGUGCCUUCAAAGUUUACAUUCAAAAAGAUUAACACUUCUCAGGCUGCUGUUCAUGUAGAUCCUAAAACUAUAGAAGGCAGUUCAGGAAUCAGAGUUCCUCAACAUGGUUUAGAGGACAGCAAGAAUCAACUAAAUGUCCCUUUCCAUGGGAAGAUGGAAAUUAAUCAGAAACCACCUUUUAAGAGGCAGGUUUCAGACUCUUUUGCACAGUCUACAACAGUGUUUGUGAUGGAACAGAAAAAUAGAAAAUGCUCUCAAGCAGAGAUUGAAAAAAAAAAGCAAGAAGCUCUUGCCCGACGAAAAUCUAGAAUGCAGGCAUGUCUCAAUAAUACUUGAACUUCGUUUUGGAUUUUUCUUCUGCUAACUAAAAAAAUCAAUGAAGGAACUGACCUACUGUCUUAAAAUGAUCCGUGAUUCCUGAUUUUGAUAUUUUCUUACCUCCUUCCUGAGAUAUUUUGAAGCCUUUGUUAGAUCACUGAAGCACUUGCUUACUUUCAUUUAUAAAAGGAUUACAGUUCAGAGAACUUUUUUCUUAGCAGCUAUUCCAGUGAGGUUCAGUAUUGUUCUCUCUAGUACUAUUGCAUAUUGCAAUUGAGUGGUUUAAAAUUCAUGUGAGUUAUAAUUAAAGUAUUUUUUAAAAGGAUUAAAGCCCUUUAAAGUU
Messenger RNA from Alligator sinensis (Chinese alligator), 5768 nucleotides. RefSeq names its product ETAA1, ATR kinase activator (gene ETAA1). The coding region runs from base 2792 to 5443 and encodes 883 amino acids. Lineage: Eukaryota; Metazoa; Chordata; Crocodylia; Alligatoridae. The record is from RefSeq and is a predicted model, not a curated record. The transcript is spliced from 5 exons.